Molecule: messenger RNA, 1833 nt
Organism: Cladophialophora yegresii CBS 114405
Lineage: Eukaryota; Fungi; Ascomycota; Eurotiomycetes; Chaetothyriales; Herpotrichiellaceae
Product: phosphoribosylamidoimidazole- succinocarboxamidesynthase
Exons: 1
Coding region: 1-1833 (610 amino acids)
Biological process (GO): 'de novo' IMP biosynthetic process
Molecular function (GO): phosphoribosylaminoimidazole carboxylase activity; ATP binding; metal ion binding
Source: RefSeq, a predicted model, not a curated record
AUGGACAAGCAUGUCAUCGGUGUGCUGGGCGGCGGCCAACUGGGUCGCAUGCAGGUGGAAGCGGCCAACAGACUGAAUAUCCAAAUGGCCGUCCUUGAUAGCGAGAAUGCACCAGCCAAACAGAUCAACCUGGUCGCAUCUGACAAGCAUGUCACCGGUUCUUUCGCCAAGGCCUCCGACGUCAAGCAGCUAGCAGCCAAAUGUGAUGUGAUCACGUACGAGAUCGAGCACGUCGACACCAAGGUGCUGGAGGAGCUGGAGGAACAAAGACCACAUGUGGACGGCUCCACGUGGUCGAGAAUCCAGCCCAGUUGGCGGACAGUGCGGACGAUCCAGGACAAAUUUCUACAGAAGCAGCACUAUGCAAAAUACGGCCUCCCCACGGCUAAGUCCAUCGCAGUGGGCACUUGGCAUCCCCAAGGCCUGAAGGACAUUGCAGAGCAGCUGGGCUAUCCCAUGAUGCUAAAGUCCCGGACCGAAGCGUACGAUGGAAGGGGCAAUUAUCCGGUCCACUCGGUGAAAGACAUUGAACCGGCCCUUGCAGCUCUGAAAGACCGACCUCUGUACGCCGAGAAGUGGGCAAACUUCAAGAUGGAGUUGGCGGCAAUGGUGGUGAAGACUGCACAAGAAGCUGAUCUCGAUAGCUGGGAGAAGAAUACCCUCGCAUACCCAACGGUCGAAACAAUCCACGAAGACAGUAUAUGCAAACUGGUCUAUGCCCCCGCUCGAGAGGUCUCGAAGCAAGUCGCGAAAGCAGCACAAGAUCUUGCUCGACAGGCUGUGUCUACUUUUCUUGGUACUGGCGUCUUUGGAGUCGAGUUGUUCCUCCUCGAUGAUGACAGUCUGCUCAUCAACGAGAUCGCACCACGACCACAUAACUCUGGCCACUACACAAUCGAAGCAUGCCAUAUGUCACAGUACGAGGCGCAGAUCCGCGCUAUUCUUCCAGGUUUGGCGUCAAGGAUACCCGCUGGAGCGACAGAAUUGACAGUGAAGGCGGCUAUCAUGUUGAAUAUACUAGGCGGACCGCAACCUGACUCCCAUCUACUAGUCGCCCAGGCCGCUCUUGAUGUCCCAGGGGCCAGAAUCCACCUCUACGGCAAAGGUGAUGGGCGACCCGGCCGGAAAAUGGGCCACAUCACCAUCACGGGCUCGAGCAUAUCAGAGUGCGAAAUCAAGAUGCACCCUCUAAUCCAAUGGGCUGAUGCCGUGCGCUUGCACCGCGACGACAAAUCUUCUUCGUCAGCUGCCUCCAUUGCAGCAACGCAGGCGGAGCUCCUCAAGAAGAAUCCCGCACCAUCUCCGCGACCACUCAUCGCGGUGUGCAUGGGAUCCGAUACCGACCUCGCCACGCUGCGUCCUGGCCUCACACUGCUCGAUACCAUGAACAUCCCAUACGAAGUCCAUAUUACCUCGGCGCACCGCACGCCGCAGUACAUGCUCGACUUUGGCAAGAAGGCUGCUGCACGAGGCUUGAAAGCCAUCAUAGCAGCGGCGGGUGGCGCAGCACACCUGCCGGGGAUGAUGGCAUCGGAGACACCUGUGCCUGUAAUAGGCGUCCCUGUCAAAGCCAGCUCAAUGGACGGCCUGGACAGCCUCAUGGCUAUCGUGCAAAUGCCGCGCGGCAUUCCAGUCGCAACAGUGGGGAUUGGGAACAGUGUCAACGCAGCGAUUCUGGCGGCGAGGAUUGUGGGCAGUAGUGAGGAAAAGGCUAGGGAUUGGGUGGCGGAGCAUUUGAAGAAGAUGGAAGAGGAGAAUCUGGAGAAGGAGCAGCGGUUGCAGACCGAGGGGUGGAAGGUGUACAAGAAGGUGGACGAUGGCAGGCAUGUAUGA